Messenger RNA from Camellia sinensis, 816 nucleotides. Lineage: Eukaryota; Viridiplantae; Streptophyta; Magnoliopsida; Ericales; Theaceae. The record is from RefSeq and is a predicted model, not a curated record.
CAGUUAAACUUGAAAUUUAUUCUUCAAAUAUUUUUAACAGAUAACUGGAUGUGUGAGAUUAGCAGCAAUGUAUGGCUCCGGUUGUUGGGCAUCCUCAAAAGGUCUAUUUGGGGCUCCAUUUAUAGUUGGUUGUUGCGUUAGUGGUGCUGGAGAGUAUUUAAUGAAAGGAUUUGCUGCUCGGGAGAGCUGUGUCUCAUCAUCAUUGUCGCGGGCAGGUUUGGGCUCUGCUUGCAUGAAAGUUUUGCGCUAUGUUAUGCAAGAUAGUAGCCAACACGGUACUGAUAAAAGUGUCGGAACUCUAGUUGUUCAAACUAAGGCUCCUAUAACAGUGAGAGCUCCCACUCCCAAACCUCAAUCUUAAUGGUUGUUUUAAGAAAAAAAAUGACUUAAUAUUUGUUUGUUUCCUAUUUAGCUUCUCAGGACUUCACCUAAAUUGAAAGCUAUAUAGAUUGCAGCAGCCUACACUUCCUUGUCUUUUGGAAUAUGUUAUUUUGGAAGCUCUAUGGAGUGGGCCAAGGUAGUAUACUCUAUUUCGAGUAAUAUUUCAAAGCCUUUAUUGUUGCAUAUGAAUUUUCUUCUUUAAUUGAUACAUUUAGAUCAGAUUUUAAGAUCACAGUGAGUUCAGUCAAUCCCUGCAGAUGACAUUUAAUGGAGAAUCAUCUCAUUGAGAGUAAACCAAUAUGUUGUGUAUUAAUUAGGUGUGAAGUGUUCGUUAACAUUUACUAUAUAUAAUGAUUUCUUGUUUUAUAAUUGAACAAAUAUUUUAUAUAAGAGCAUAUCAUAAACUGACUGGAAGAGAUUUGCAUUUCAUAUUUG